This is a messenger RNA of Adineta steineri, 756 nucleotides long. NCBI's taxonomy places the organism in Eukaryota, Metazoa, Rotifera, Eurotatoria, Adinetida, Adinetidae. The record is from the annotation of a GenBank genome assembly.
AUGGGCAAACUCGAUGGAAAAAUUGCUUUGGUUACUGGUGGAUCAGAUGGUAUUGGUUUUGCCACUGCACAAGAAUUUCUUAAUGAAGGUGCAGCUCAUGUUUUUAUUACUGGUCGACGUCAAGAUGCUCUCAACGAGGCAGUAAAAAAAUUGGAUAGUAAGAAAAUAACCGGAGUACAAGGAGAUGCAUCGAAUAUGAACGAUCUUGAUAAUUUGUACAAUUUAAUCAAAAAAGAACAAGGUCAUUUAGAUAUUCUUUUCGCCAAUGCUGGAGUAUUUGAACUAGGACCAUUGGAAUCUUUGACUGAAGAGCAUUUCGAUCGAUUAUUUGAUGUUAAUGUGAAAGGAGUAUUAUUUACUGUUCAAAAAGCAUUACCAAUAUUCUCUGAUGGUGGAUCAAUCAUAUUGAAUGCAUCUGUUGGAUCAGUUAAAGCAUUCAAUAAUAAUAGUGUUUACUGUGCUACAAAAGCAGCAGUUCGCUCGUUUGCUCGUUGCUGGACAGUUGACUUAAAAGAACGCAAAAUUCGAGUAAAUGCUUUAAGUCCUGGACCGAUAACGACUUCUGUAUUCAAUAGCACUGCUGAGACUGAAGAAAAAAAGAAAGAAAUCUAUGAUAUGUUAGCUUCUAAAACAGCGAUGGGUCGUGUUGGUACAGCUAAUGAAGUUGCCAAAGCUGCUGUAUUUCUCGCUUCAGAUGAUAGCAGUUAUGUCACUGGUAUCGAACUUUUUGUUGAUGGUGGUGUGGCACAAAUCUGA